CGAACAGUCAUUCGUCAGGCGUAGAACAAACCAGUCAGUGUGGGCCCGAUCGUCGUCGUCCUCAACAUUCCGCUUGUUGCGUGUGAAUCAGCUGGAAAAACGGUUUUAUUUUGAAUUGUUUUGAGUAAAGUUCGGUCGCUGUUGUGAUCAACGGAUCAGAUCCUUUUCUGUAUACUGAACCCGGGAAGUGUGUUCGCGUGUUUCCAGACAGGAAGAUAACCAACGGUUUGCGGAAGUAGUUUACAAGUUCAUCCACUAGUGUUCGACGGAAGCAGUAAAUCAAAAAAAUGUCUAAGACCCUUGAGGAAUCGCCCAAUGCCCACAUCAACAAAACCCUGUUGGACAAGUACAUGAGCCUGCCGAUACCGGAGGGCAAGAUACAGGCCACCUACAUCUGGAUCGACGGCACCGGCGAAAACCUGCGCUGCAAGGACCGAACGCUCGAUUUCAUUCCCGAAAAACCAAGCGAUCUUCCCAUCUGGAACUAUGACGGAAGCUCGUGCUACCAAGCCGAGGGACACAACUCCGAUGUCUACCUACAUCCGGUGGCCAUAUUCAAGGAUCCCAUGCGCCCGGGCAACAACAUUCUGGUGAUGUGCGAAACGUACCGCUUCGAUGGCACCCCAAUGAAGUCGAACAAGCGCCAGACGUGCCGCGAGGUGUGCGAUAAGGUUGCCAACCAGCACCCGUGGUUCGGAAUCGAACAGGAGUACACACUGCUCGACAUCGACGGCAGGCCGCUCGGAUGGCCCAAGAAUGGAUUCCCCGGACCACAGGGACCGUACUACUGCGGUGUCGGCGCGAACAAGGUUUACGCUCGGGACAUCGUUGAUGCGCACUACCGGGCCUGUCUGUAUGCCGGAAUCAAGAUCUGCGGUACGAACGCCGAAGUCAUGCCCGCCCAGUGGGAAUACCAGGUGGGACCGUGCGAAGGUAUCUCGAUCGGUGACGAACUGUGGGUGUCGCGCUUCUUGUUGCACAGAAUUGCCGAAGAGUUCGGGAUCGUCGCUACUCUGGAUCCGAAACCGAUGGUUGGCGACUGGAAUGGUGCCGGUGCACACACCAACGUGUCCACGAAGGCCAUGCGCGAGGAUGGCGGCAUCGCCGAAAUCGAAAAUGCCAUUGCCAAGCUGUCCAAAUGUCACGAACGUCACAUUCGGGCCUAUGACCCACGUGAGGGAAAGGAUAACGAGCGCCGCCUAACGGGAAAGCACGAAACCAGCUCGAUCAACGAUUUCAAUGCGGGCGUUGCCAACCGUGGAGCCUCUGUGCGUAUCCCGCGUGGCGUCGCUGACGAUGGCAAGGGCUACUUUGAGGACCGUCGGCCGAGCUCCAAUUGUGAUCCGUACAGCGUUGUGGAGGUCAUUCUCAAAACGAUUUGCCUGGACGAAUAGAGCUGUUGUGCGUCUAAUUGUGUAUUUUGUAUGUUUAACAACCAAUUCUAAGAUGAACCGGUGCAUUCUCAUUGUUACUAACCACAAAGUUUUUUUUGUUUGUUUGUUUUUAAAUCAUAACAAUCUAUUUAUGUUUUCUGUUACGUUACGAGAAAUUAUGAAAGAGAGCUAGUAUAUGUAUUACAUUAAUAUUCCAUCGUCAUAAGCACAAGUAGAAACGAUAUUGGCAGCGGACGAAUCAAAGCCGUCUGCAUUAGAUAAGGACCAUCAUUUGGUUUCACCAGUAAUAAAUGUCAAUAAAGUA
Armigeres subalbatus is the source of this 1698-nucleotide messenger RNA. RefSeq names its product glutamine synthetase 2 cytoplasmic (gene Gs2). Gene Ontology annotation, molecular function: glutamine synthetase activity. The record is from RefSeq and is a predicted model, not a curated record. Bases 288 to 1394 code for a protein of 368 amino acids. The transcript is spliced from 5 exons. NCBI's taxonomy places the organism in Eukaryota, Metazoa, Arthropoda, Insecta, Diptera, Culicidae. Gene Ontology annotation, cellular component: cytoplasm.